Sorex araneus (European shrew) is the source of this 3062-nucleotide messenger RNA. RefSeq names its product cytochrome c oxidase assembly protein COX18, mitochondrial. Gene Ontology annotation, molecular function: membrane insertase activity. Gene Ontology annotation, cellular component: mitochondrial inner membrane. The record is from RefSeq and is a predicted model, not a curated record. Gene Ontology annotation, biological process: mitochondrial respiratory chain complex IV assembly; protein insertion into mitochondrial inner membrane from matrix. The coding region runs from base 215 to 1228 and encodes 337 amino acids. The transcript has 6 exons. Lineage: Eukaryota; Metazoa; Chordata; Mammalia; Eulipotyphla; Soricidae.
CGCGUGGGAAAGGCGGGGCUACGCUCUCUGACGUCAUCAUCGGUGCGCCGCGAGACGACACUAGCAAGACCCGGAAAGGUCAUUUAGGGUUCCGAGGCCGGCGCGCGCUCCCUGGGCGCCGGGGUCGCGGCGCAUGCGCUGAGCUGCCUGAGCCGAGCCGUGGGCAUCCGUGCGGCCGACAGAUUCGCGCUCGGGGUUCGGCGCGGUCGCCGAGAUGUGGUGCCGGCUCGGCUCUCGGUUCCUGCGGCCGUUCCCUCCCCGGCAGCGCGAGGAGGCCCGAGGCGCGCUGCGUGUGCCCGCCCCGGCGCUGGCCGCUCGGCCCUCCUCUCUGCCCGUGUGGGCGCUGGCGGCCGUGUCGGGCGCGGGGCCGGGCGGCGCGGGCGGCUGGUACGAGGCCCUGGCCGCGUCGGCGCCCGUGCUGGGCGCGGAGGACGUGCUGCUCCGCGCGCACGCCGCCAGCGGCCUGCCCUGGUGGGGCAGCAUCCUCGUCACCACCGCGGCCCUGCGCGGGGCCGUCACCCUGCCCCUGGCCGCCUACCAGCACUACAUCCUGGCCAAGGUGGAAAAUUUGCAGCCAGAAAUAAAAAACAUUGCUAGGCACCUUAACCAAGAAGUUGCAGUUCGUGCAAAUCAGUUGGGAUGGUCCAAAAAUGUUGCCCGGCUCACUUACCUAAAGAAUAUGCGGAGACUUGUUGCAGAGCUGUAUGUUCGGGAUAACUGCCACCCUUUUAAAGCUACUGUAUUGGUCUGGAUUCAGCUUCCGAUGUGGGUCUUCAUAUCUGUUGCUCUCCGGAAUUUUAGCACAGGAGCAGCACAUUUAGAAGGUUUAUCUGUUCAGGAGCAGUUGGCGAGUGGUGGAGUCUUGUGGUUUCCUGACCUCACUGCUUUGGAUUCUACUUGGAUUCUGCCUAUCUCUGUUGGUGUCAUCAAUUUGUUAAUAGUGGAGAUUUUUGCUUUGCAGAAAAUGAGAAUGUCUCGUUUUCAGUUGUAUAUCACACACUUUCUUCGUGCAAUAUCAGUGUUGAUGAUUCCAAUUGCUGCAACAGUACCUUCGUCGAUUGUUCUCUACUGGUUAUGCUCCAGCUUCAUGGGCCUUUCACAGAACCUGCUGCUGCGUUCUCCUAGGUUUCGACAGCUUUGCCGAAUACCGCGGACUCAGUCAGAUUCAGUUACUCCUUAUAAGGACCUCAUUACUGCCUUUUAUGCCAAAUUCAUUUCAAGAAAAUGACUUAUCUUCCAUCUAAAACAUAACCGUCACUGUCACCUCCAUGUAUUUUAGAAGAUUUAGAAAUUCAGAAUCACCUAAAAAGAUUUGUUUAAAAUCUUGAGCUCUGUGGAAUCAUGAAGAACUGUAUUAAGAUAUAGUCCAGAUAUAUUUGAAAAUGCUAAAAAUCUUGACUGGAGAGAUAGUAUACAAACUAAGGUUAUUUGUCAUGCAUGCAGCUGGCCCCAACACCAAAUAUGUUCCCCUGAGCACUGCUAGAUGUGGCUCAAAAACCAAAAGGAAAAUAUUUUAAAUUUUGGGCUAGAAAGAUGCCCUACAGGUAGGUAGGGUGUUUGACUUGCACAUGGCCAACCCGGGUUGAUCCCUGGUGCCCGUAUGUUCUGCUGAGCUGAGCAGGUGUGACCCUGAGCACCGUGCCAGGAGUAAGCCCAGAACACUGCUGGGUGUGGCCCAGAAGCCAGAAAAGUGAAGUCUUUAAGGGUUAGAAAUAUAGUAUGUUUAAUUAUAUUCUGGGCUGGAACAAUAGCACAGCAGGUAGGGUGUUUGCCUUGCACGCGGCCGACCCGGGUUAGAGUCCUCCGCUCCUCUCGGAGAGCCCGGCAAGCUACUGAGAGUAUCUCGCCCUCACGACAGAGCCUGGCAAGCUACCUGUGGCGUAUUCCAUGUGCCAAAAACAAUAACAAGUCUCACAAUGGAGACGUUACUGGUGCCCACUCGAGCAAAUUGAUGAGCAACGGGAUGACAGUGACAGUGACGAUUACAUUUUAGGAUAUCAAUGUGGCUGUGUUUUAUGAAAUUAUAAAUUACUAGAGAUGCCAAAACUAUGUUUAAUUGUACUAGAUACUGAAUCAUGUUAUGCAGAACAGUCCCACACAUUAAAAUAUCUGAAAUAGAAUCCAGUGAAGGAGUUAUUAAAAUUUUGGAGGGAUGAAAGACCAUAGAUCUAUUUUAGCAGUAGAUAAGAUGAUGGUUUCCUUGGGAUGUGGCUCUGUGUAGACUUAUGUUUUUCAGGAGCCCUGGAUUCAGCUCCCAGCACCAGUUUUAAAAUAAAGCUGGGGCCAGAGUGAGUAGGGCUCUUGCUAGGGCUCUUGCCUCACCUUGUACCCGGCUGGCCCAGGUCUGAUCCCUGGCAUCUCAUAGUUCCCUGAGCACUGUCAAGAGUAAUUCCUGAGCAUCACCGGGUGUGGCCCCAAAACCACAAAUAAAAAGAAAACAGCUGCAUUUUGGGUUAUAGACAUUGCUUAUCAGACUUAGUGCAUCUUUGUAUGUAAAGGCCUGGGUUUGAUCCCCAGUACCCAAAAAGUAUGACCCCAAAAGUCCCCCCCCAAAAAAAACCAUAAUAUUUCACUGAACCCCCAAAGGCCUUUUGGUUAAGAAAAUAUUACUUUAAUUGGGAAUAGUGUAUGAAAAUGUUAAAUGAAAAUGCAAGAAAAUACAUAAUAUAGUAAAUGAUGUUGCUGUUAACCCUACUGAGAAGAAUACAAGAUGUGUACAUUCCUUUGUCUAUAAUUUUAGAAGUCAGGAAUUCUAAAUCCACUACUAAGUACUGCUUGAAUCCAGAGUGAAGAAUCUUAAGUUUGUUUACUCACAGGAAGAAAAACACAGGAAGAAGGAUGACUAUUAUAGAGAUGAUUUUAUAAGAGAUGUUUGGAAGGAUUAAGUACUCUUAAUAGGUAAUUGGAAAAGAUAAAACUAAAUUGGUUUAAGACAUUAAAAAUGAAUUUGAUAGGCAUUUAAGAAUAUAGAUGCAUUUAUAUAUUUUCUAUGAGUAAUAUAAUGAAUCUGAUUCUGAGGUACUCUAUUGUUUUCAUUUUUAUAAUAAACAGUAAAAUGAAAU